Caenorhabditis angaria is the source of this 904-nucleotide messenger RNA. The record is from the annotation of a GenBank genome assembly. NCBI's taxonomy places the organism in Eukaryota, Metazoa, Nematoda, Chromadorea, Rhabditida, Rhabditidae.
AUGCUUUCGCGGGCUCUGUCUAGAAGUAUUGCUUGCCGUACCUAUAGCACCACCACAAAUCCGAAAAAUGAGAUAUUUAUCGAGCGACUUUCUGGAAAGGAUCAAGGCAUCACACUAAUUCAAAUGAAUCGAGCUCCACAGAAAAAUGCGUUGGGCAAGGUGUUCAUGACACAAUUCCGACAAAUUUUGGAUGAAAUCAAAUUCGAUAAUUCAACCAGAGUUGUUAUUUUGAAAUCCAACGUAGCUGGAACAUUUUGCACCGGGGCGGAUUUAAAAGAGCGCAAAGAAAUGCAUGUAGAUGAAGUUCCGAAAUUCGUCGAUUCUCUUCGCAACGCUUUCACCGAUAUUGAAAAACUCCCACAACCUGUAAUCGCAGCAAUCGAUGGUUAUGCUUUGGGCGGUGGUUUGGAAUUAGCAUUGGCUUGUGAUAUUCGCGUAGCAACAAAAAGCUCAAAAAUGGGAUUAGUUGAAACGAAAUGGGCGUUGAUUCCAGGUGCUGGAGGAACUCAAAGAAUGAGUCGAGUUGUUGGACCAUCAAAAGCGAAGGAAUUGAUUUAUACAGCUGAGAUUUUUGAUGGACAACAGGCUGAAAAGUUAGGAGUUGUUAAUCAUGCUGUUGAUGAUUCCGUCGAAAAAUCUCUAGAGAUUGCGAGGAAAAUUAUUCCAAGGGUGAAUAUUUUUUGAAUUUGAAAUCUUAGAAAAAUAUAAUAUAUUAUUAUAAUUUCAGGGACCAGUUGCUGUAAAAAUGGCAAAACUCGCAAUAAAUCUCGGUUCACAAACUGAUAUAAGCAGUGCUUUGAGUGUUGAGCAACAAUGUUAUGCUCAAAUUGUUCCGACCAAAGAUCGUUUGGAAGGUUUGAAAGCAUUUGCUGAAAAACGCGAGCCGGUUUAUAAAGGAGAAUAA